AUCCAGGGUUUUCCUUGUGGUGCUUUGAGAGAGAGGGAGGCUGGAGCAGGAAGCAGCAAGUAGAAAAGCAUCAAAGGGUAAUGAAAAAGUUCAAUUGUGUGCCAUUACUAGCUGGGAGCAAAAGGACCAAGUGCUAUAAAUAGAAUUAAAGUCUUUGUUUUCUUAUUAAUAGAGAAUGACUUUGCUGUUUUAGCAAACUUCAACAAGAUGCACUGAGAUCAGCCAGGUUUACCUACAUUUGACCGAUGUGGGAAAUGACACUAAAGGGAAUAUUUAGUUGAAAUUACUUUAUACAGAGACAGAAGAGAGAAUAAUUUCAAGGUCAGCAAUACAGUUGGAAGGUUGCACCUCACAAUUUAAGUGCAUUUUUACAGAUUAUUUUAUCAAUUCUUGCUCAAUCUAUAUACUUAGGAAAGGGAUGCACAAGUAAUUAGGAUACUAAAUACUUAUUUUCAGUUACUGGGCAUGGUUCACUAUGCUUUUUGGCAUGUAAGAUUUUGCGUUGAAUCUGUAUUUUCAGUCACAUGGUUGAAGUCAAAGCCUAGAAGCUUGUUUUUUAAUUAUGAAGUAAAAGAUUCCUCAGGGAACAAAACUGCACUAAAAAUAUAAAAUUGAAUAUUCAAUAAAUAUUGAAUAUAAAAUGCCUUUGAGUCAAUCUUGACUCCUGGGGACUAUGUGAGCAAGAACACUUAGUUUUUUGGCAAUGUAUUUUGGAUAUCUUGGCUCCCAUGAAAUUCACAACUUCCCAUGAACCUAUAUUGGUAGUUAAAAACUAAAAUGUAGGUUUUAGUUGGUACAAAAUUGCCAGGAUUGAAUUACUUCAAUAGAAAAUCACAAGCAAAAUAUUUUUUUUAAAUUGAAGGCAAGAGUAGAGUGUGAUGCUCAACUGAGAUGCUUCUAAGCCCUCAGCUUCUCUGCUUCCACUUAUAUAACACCCAACACUGAAAAGGAGUCCAUGCUUAUUUCACAAAACAGUCAUCCCAAUGUGAUUUAAAUGGGCAAGUUCUUUUCAAGCAAAUAUAGCAAACAAAAUACAGCAAUUAUAUUUGGGCCUGAAAGGGAAAAAAUGAGAACAGAACAGUAUGUUAAGAGAAAUUUAUGCAGGAACUGAUGAGAAGAUCUUUGUUGUUUGCACCUGAACUUUUUUCAUAGUUGGGUUAGAUUUUUAAACAAAUUUACUGGAUUAAAGUUAUCGACUUCUUGGAGAAUUGAAUCCAAUUCUGUAACCUCCAUCACCACACCACAGGAAUCAUUUGAUUUGUUUGCCUAUGCAUACUUUUGUAUGAUAUGCAAAGGCAUUUUACAUUAUUAAACUAUAGUCUUUGCUACAUGAUAGUAAUGUUCUAUUAAUGACAAAAGUCUUCUUCAAAUGGAGCAUGACUCCUGGUGAAUUGGGAAUAUAUAUUCAGUAUUUCUGGUAUGACUACAAGAAGUGGUUUGCCAUUCCUUACUUAAAUCAGUGUAUAUGCUUGUUUUAUAUGAUAGUCCCUUUCCAUUUCUAAUUGAGCUGCUUCCCUGUCAAAUAAGCUUGGCCAAGUGCUGUUCUUUACUGAGAUAGUUUUGCAAAACAGUGUACUGUUGCAUAAUUAAAUCACAAGCAAUGAAAAUAUUUGCUUACAAGUCACAGCAGGUUCUUCCCAUAUUCAUUUAGGUAGCAAGAGUUGUUGGAAAUAAGCUUCCAGUAUAACUAAAGGCCUUUAGAUGUCUGAAUUAAAAUACAAAUUUGUACAAGAGACCGAUUUAUACUAGAAAGUCUUGCAAAUUCUUCCUGAGUACAGAAAUGAGGUUAACUAGCUGCUAUGCCUGCGAAAUAAAAAUCCUUGGCUGCUUUGAUGUAGUGGGGAAGGCAGGCACGAUGGGUAUAUUUUGCUUAUGGAAAGAUUCAUCCAGCGAUUCCAGGCACGUUCGACGAGAAUCCAUUUUACGUUUAAGGGAAAAUCAGGCACCUGCUGUUUAUGCACUGUCGGCUCUAAGCCAAAUUAUGGAGGAGGCGUAGGUUUAGCAUCUAUGAGCGUUGAACUUCCAGCUAUCGGACUUCGUACCGCCUUUCUUUUUCUGGGCAAUAGAAGAGGCUCCCGACCUCGGUAGCGCCCGGAAAGCAGGGUCCUCAAAACACGUGUCCAGGCAGACACGCGCAUCAGUAGCCCGGAGGCAGGGCUGCGUGCCGGUUUGCAAAAUCCUACACGCACUUCCCACCCUUCCGCUUUGACGUGCGAGGCGGCGGUGGGGUUCUUGGACGUGAAGAUGGCAGCGUUGGCGGAGCCUCUAGGGCUGGAGAGAGAUGUGGCUCGAGCGGUCGAACUGCUGGAGAGGCUGCAACGCAGUGGGGAGGUGCCCCCCCAGAAAUUGCAAGCCCUUCAGAGGGUGCUACAGAGCAAAUUCUGCUGUGCCAUACGGGAGGUUUAUGAGCAGCUGUAUGACACUUUGGAUAUCUCGGGAAGUGCUGAGAUCCGGGCACAUGCUACUGCUAAGGCAACAGUGGCAGCCUUUGCAGCUAGUGAGGGCCAUGCGCACCCCCGAGUGGUGGAGCUGCCAAAGACAGAUGAAGGCCUAGGCUUUAACAUCAUGGGGGGCAAGGAGCAAAAUUCUCCCAUCUAUAUUUCUCGCAUCAUCCCAGGAGGUGUUGCUGAUCGCCAUGGUGGGCUGAAGCGUGGAGAUCAACUGCUGUCUGUCAAUGGUGUGAGUGUGGAGGGUGAGCAACAUGAACGGGCAGUGGAACUUCUGAAAGCAGCACAAGGCACAGUGAAAUUGGUUGUGCGCUACACACCCAAAGUACUUGAAGAGAUGGAGGCACGCUUUGAGAAGAUGAGGACAGCACGGCGCCGGCAGCAACACAACAGUUACUCAUCCUUGGAGUCCCGGGGAUAAAUUUACACAAGAAUUAAUUGGGCAGCUGAUGAACCUGAUCCAUCCUCCCUAUCCUUUGGAAUGGUUUUAUCUGUAGAGAGGAGACAUAUUUAUCUAGUCCCCUUCCCUGAGUUGGGAGGUGGGCUUCAGUGUACAGUAUUUAUUCUUUACAUUCCUCUUAUUUAAAAAGAUGUUUGGUGUAAACAAUUCUGUAUGUUUGUGCAACACCUUAUCCUUUGUGAAACUGCAGACAAAAGCUACAAAACUACCAAGAGUAUCAUCCAAGCCUCUGAUAUAUAGAGCUAUGAGGGAAAAAUAUACUGUUCCAUGAGAAAACCUUAGAGGUGCUUUUACCACUAUAGGCAAAGAAACUCCAUUUAUCCAAUUUCCCCCCAGUUCCCAACACCAUUGCUGCACUUUUGGUAUAGGAAAGAUUUUUAUGUUAAAUGAGCAGCCCUAAUGAGACGUAAUUCUAGAUAAAGCAUUAGACAUAUUCUGUAUUCAUAACAUCCUUAGGUGUCCAUAUUGUUCUUUCAGUCUCGCUUCCAUGACAAGGUUAUUGUGAGGAAAAAAUAACAAACAUGUUGUAUGUUUGGUGCACUGAUUGGGAGAGGCUGAUAGUAACAAUAGCAACAACUUGGGAGGGAGACGAUAAUCUGAUGUUAUUAAGAUGAUACAGUUAAAACAAUUUUCUUUAGUCCACGUUAGAACAUGAUACAGCAUUUACAGGAGACAAAUAUAGGAAACAUCAAUUUCAGCCCACUUGAUUGUUCCUCGGUCUCCUGGUCUAUAAAAUAAGAAUACAAUUGCCCAGGAUCUGAAAGAGGUGGAGUAAAAUUCCAUGGAGGAAGGAAUUACAGAGUAUUUCAGAGAUGCAAAAUACUACAGAUCUAUGCAUAAAUGAAGUGUAUUCCAUUAUGGUAUGAAAGAGAAGAGAAGUUCCCACUCCUCCAGUGACAUCAGAAUAGAAUCUAUAGUAUGUUUCUUUUAUCAGCUGUUUCCAGCAGGGUUUCUCAUCCUUGGGCAGCUUGAAGAUGUGUGGAUGUCAACUCCCAGACUUCCCUGGCCAAAAUGUUAUUCUAAUCUGGUAUUUAUUGGAAGCAAAUUUCUACAAGCAAGAUGUAAGUGGUAACUUCUUAUUUUUUUAUCCCUUUAUGUAACCCCCCUUUUCAAUGCCUCCAGUUUAUUUUCUUCCUUUGACCCCCUCCUUUCUACCUCCCCAGUUGGUGGCCAAAGGAAAGGAACAUUCUUCUCACCAGCAGCAUGAACAAGGUGCUUGCAGAGAGCUUUUCUAUCAGGUUGAGCUCUGGAGGUUUUCUGCCCCUCUUCCUUUUCCAUGGCAGAGCAGCAAAGCAUGGAGCAAGUGUAGGAGGGAAUUCUGUGGUUUUUAUCUGUCUACCAGCAGAGGGGGAUAUUACUACAGUGAUGAGCCAAAAACCACCCUUCUAGUUUUAUUCAGCAAGCUAGACUGCAUUCUACAACACACACAAUCCAGCUCUUGUAUUAAUCCACUGUCUCUGCUUGUGCUAUCGAACACCAAGCCAAUAAAUUAAGCCAUGAAAAACUAAGCAAGAGCUAAAACACUAAUCAAGCUGCAUGUGUAAAUGCAACUGCUAGAUCUUUAACUCACCCAGGUCAAGCAGGUAUACCAACAUAUCCAAAGAAUUUUAGGCUGAGAUAGCCAUUGCUGGAAAUUGGCAAGAAAUUGAUCAAGAUUCAAAGCCUUUAAAUGGUCAUGGAAUGCAGUAGGGAAGGGCUGAGGCAGAGUAGGUGUACUGGCAUGACCAAGACUUCUGAUUCACUCUGAUUUUCAUGGAGGAGCAUGUGACAGGUGUGGUCUUCAGCUCCACUUAUGCGAUCCUUGGGCCCAGUACAGGUAGUCCUCAACGUAAACCAUUUGUUUAUCGACAGUUCGAAGUUACAGCUGUACUGAAAAAGUGGCUUAUGAUUGGCCCUUGUAUUAUGACUGUUGCAGCAUUUUUAGAAUUCAGGUGAUCAAAAUUUGGAUGCUUGGCAACCGGCAUGAAUUUACAAUGGUUGCAAUUCCCAGGUUCAUGUGAUCACCAUUUGUGACCUUCCCAGUCAGCUUCCAAUAAACAAAGACAAAGGAGGGGGAGCAGAUUUGCUUAACAGUCACAUGAUUUCACCCAACACCUGCAAUGAUUUGCUUCACCACCAUGGGAAAAAAGGUCAUAAAAUUGGGUCCGAGUCACUUAACAAUCUAAUCUUUGCUUACUAACAGAAAAUCUGGUCCCAAUUAUGGUUGUAAGUUGAGGCAUACCUGUACUGCUGCCAUAACAGCACCUACUUAUUUUGCUCCAAACCUUGAUUGUGUAUUUACAGACUUUUAGCAGUGCAUUUUUCUUCUCUUUUGUCCAAGAUAAGCCCAUUUCUUCUCAACAGGGAAAAUAACUAAAAGAGUCCUCGCCCAAUACAUGGCUUGGCAGCUUUUUAACUCAAAAUGCAACAUAGAACAGAGGUCUCCAAACUUUCUUAGUUUAUGGCAUCCUUUGUGGCUUUGUAUUUUUUCAUAAUGCUCGGAGGCCAAAACUGGACUAUCUUAAAUUAAUAGUUUGCAUGCUGUCUGACAGAUGUCAAAUAUCACUGUGUUUUCCUUAAAAAUUAAAAUAUUCCAUGGUGCCCUUGUGACUUUGUUACAGCAUUCUAGGAUAGAGAUAAGUUCAGACCUAAGCUUAUAUUUAAUUCUAGAGGAAUUCUGCUUCUAAAAAAUAAAUUAUAAAACUCUGGGGGAAGUUGAAACUAUAUUCCAAUAAAUCUGCUUGCAUUCUUCAAAAGCCCUGUGAGGAAAAAAAUGUUGUUGGAUCUAAUUUUGGAAUUUCAAAACAGUGUAUGAUGGAAGGACUGACAUCACCAAAAAUAAAUUGAUGCGGGGGGAGGGGGGCUUCAUUUCUGAUAGAAAUCCUUUAGAUCCUUAACUCUGCAUGCAUUGGUUUCCUCAUGCUGGUGUUAGUUGUGCUGUUCUUCCCUGCCCUGUUGAGGAUAUGGUUCAUAUGCAGCAGCAUGAUCAGAAGAAGUAGGCAUAGUUUUCAGUGUGUUGGCUAAGAACUUAAGCCAUCACUAGAAAGCUUGAUAUUUAAAAGUUUUGAACUUGUAGAAAUACUUGUUAUCAUAUUGUAUCUUUGGUAGGCAAUUAAGUGCCAGGAAAUGUAGAGGACUCCUGGACAUUAGUACUGUGUACCUCAUUAUUUAACUCUUUCCUCUCAGGGGCUAUCCUAAUGAAACCUCCACUACUAAAAUUGGGAAUACCAAGAGUGUGCUUCCUCACCCUCCAAUCAAAUAAUAGCUUUAGCUCUUUUUGGGGGGUGGGUAGAGAGUGGGGAGGCACUAACACUCUGUUCUUGCUAAUUAUCUGUCUACCAGUUGAUGCUAUUUGUGCUUUUUAAAUCCUUGUUUUAUCCAAAGAUGCACUUAAUUAGUUUAGCCCUGACAAGGUUUCAUGAGCACUUGAUUAUUUAAAACCUCAUCCAGAAUUAGGCUACGGCUGAUGUUUAAUUAUUAUAGCCUGCCCUAUGUUAGUAUAAUAAGCAUCGGUAAGAAGGAUUCGGAAUGCAAAGAGGCACUUUAGAGAUACUUUCUUUCAAGAUCUCCAUCUGUCUAUGGGGGUUGAUAUGCUUGUAUUUAUUAUAUCAUUAUAUGGCUUGUCUUUAAAUCUUCCUUCGUGCUGUCCUAUUUGGGAAGAGCUCUUCUUCACACUGUUGUUGACACUGAUACUUGUCAACAACCUCACCAUAGAACUGCUUACAAGUAACCACCUUAUUGUCGUUGUCCCUGACAUACAUACUGUACAUUAAAUAAAAAAAGGACCAGGAAAUUAUUUGGCUGGGACACUCUACUACCUGACUCUAAGGAUCACCUGAUACUGAACUAGGUAGUUUUCGUCAUUCUUGGAGUGAAGAGGUGUCAGAGAUCUUUGUGAAAUUGCAACAAAUUAAAGAUGUGUAUGUAAAUACAUUAGUAAAUGAAGCACAGUAUUUAAGAGAUCUGGCUUGAAAUGGAGUAUAGCAAUAUUUCUGGCAUCUUUUCUCCUCAUGUUGAAAAUAUUGUGGAGGCAAGUGUUGGCAUGCCAACUAGAGAAUUAUAAUACAAAUAUAUGUACCAAUGCUUGAGAAGCAAUUUAUGUCCAGGGGCUUGUCUGGUCAAAGCAAGGUAAAAUUAUUGUUGUUUACAUAGAAGUACAUUGUACUCUUGUGUUACAUUACAGGCUGGUCAAUUCUUCUACAACAGGAGGGCAAGUGAAGGGAAAAAAUGAAAAUAAAAUGUAAGAAAACGAAAUUCUAUUUCUAUGGGAGUAUGGCAUAGGUCUGACAUAUGGUGAUGUUCCUAGAAGUAAGGCUAGAAAUAGGUGACUUAUUUUACUAGUUGUAUUACUCUGAGAGUUUUGUAAUGAACUGCACAUAGCGAUCUGAUAGCAGUGGCUUAUGUUCCUGUUGAUUCCCACUUACUUUACUCCAGAUAAAUCUAUAUACCACGUAUUUGCCAGGAAGAAAGUAAGUGGCAACUCCUUUCUACCAGUGGCUUGAUGUGUCAGGGAGAUGUGUGUUCUAACUGUGAUUACCAAAGGUUCAUUAAGAAUUUAAAAUCAUUGUUAUGUAUAGUAAGCUUAGUGAUUUAGGAGAAAGUGAAAAGAAAGGAGAAGGACUGAAUGUUCCUUUUUUGAAUAGGCUGAUUUCAGACACCUUCAGCUCAAGAACAAUAACUGCUCUCUCAGUGAGGCUAUCACUCAAAUACACAUUUACGGAACACGUCUACCUAGUCCAGAUCUCACUCCCUAAAACUGUAUAUUGCAACAAGUUUCCCUGACCUCAUCUUGCUGUUGAAAUCCAUUUGAUUUUAGCCCACUGGCUGUUGGUUGGGGCUCUCGCCUUUACCUUAACUUUAAAGGGGAAAACACAAAAAACACAAAAAUGGGGACUGUUAUGAAAACUCACCUAAAAGGGAAAUCCACCCUCCUGUUUGGCUCCAUAAUGUUUGAAUUUCAUAGGCUUCUGUAUUCUCUGCCCAUUAUCAAUCAUCUGGGAUGGAUAGGCCAGCUACCUUUCCUUUAUAUUAUGAAUUCAAGCCCUUGAGUUAACUGAGAAAAAAUAUAUAAUAAAAUUAGCAUUGCGUAAAUGCAUCCUGUAUUCACAGAAUUGCUUCUAAAUCUGGAUAUGUUAAGACAUUACAUAGCUGGGGAUUUUUUCAGUGCCUUUUCCCCCCACCAAAAACAACAAAUAUGAUCAAUUGGAAAAUGUCAGAUAGCCCUUUGCCCAUGUUAAAGUAAGUUUUUAAGGCAUGGCUUGCCUGAUCAUGAGUGCUUUGGUUGUAAAUUUCAAAGGAAACAUACCCUCUUUUCCAACCAUUUAGAGCUCUGGCGAGAUCAUGGCUGCAGCAAUGUAGUCAGACAGUUUUAAUAACUCUUUUUUCCUAGGGAUCAGUAAUUGUUUUUCAAGAACAAAACAGUCUGGGUUGCUGUUUGGGAAAAACUGUCUCAAAUUUUAAAGCCAUUAAAUGGGCCUCCUAUUAGAUAGUGAUAUAUUUACAUCAAUAUAAAUGUUUGGCUCACACUGACUUGUGAUUGUGUAGGUGCAUACAUGCCUACAUACCGGUAGUUAACAUAAUGGUUAAGAUGUUAAACUGAGAUCCCCAGUUUGAGUUCUGACUUAUUCCUCUGAAUUCACCUGAGUGACUUUGGUCUAACCCUCUUCACAGAGCCAUCCCAACCUAGCCCACUUCAUAGGAUUCCUGACGAAAUAAAAUGAGAGGAAGCCCCACCCCCACCCCCAGGUAUACCAUGUUGAAUUCUCAGAGAAAGGCAAGAUAGAAUCCAAAUAUGCCAUUUCAUCAUGAACACAGCUCAAACUGCUGGAGGUAGGAUUUUAAAAAACACAAUGAAUUGUAACAUAAGAGAAAAAUAACUGUGUAUUUUUUUACUACUUAUAUACGCUAUAUCUGUUAAUAUUUUUUUUUAAAUUAUCCCUUCAAAAGAACAUUAAGCACGAAACAAUAAUGAGAACAAAAGAAAAUCCUAUAAAUAUGCCCAGAUGAUAAAAUCAGUUAAACAAGUAACUGAGGCUACUUUAAAAAUUAAGAUAAAAGCAUCUAACAAAACAGAAGCAAUCCUCCAAAUCAGGAGAAGAAACAAUUUAUUUUCAUCCAAGUCUGAAAGGAUUAAGGGCUCAAGUAGCUACCACAGAGAAGGUGCCAUUCUUAAAGGCCCCUUUUUAUAGGCAUUAAUCCUCCAAGUGAUGUUCAUGUUGUGUGCUUCUCAUUUUCUUGAGCAAUAAGAAAUUUCAGAAGCAACAAUAAUAGGCUGCUUUUCUUUUGGAUGGGAGAGAGAAAACCAGAGGCUUACGCCUGUCUAGUUGAUUUAUGAUCAUGGCACAAACAGCAGAAGCAGAGGUUAGCAGGUACUCCUAAAAGGCAAAAUAUCAGUGGAAAAUAAUUUGGCAAUGAGCUCUCCUAAACUGCACACUGAUCAGAACUCCUAUCUCUGUGCCUCUAGAAGAACUGCCAAUUGCAUAUUUCACAAAGAUUGGCUCACAAUAUAUACUAAAGCUAAAUUUAAUUUUGAAGUAAUAAAACAAAAUUGUUCGCAUACCAUGGUAAGCCCACAUACAUGGAUAGUACUAUGGUUUAACUUAUAAUUUGAUUCACCAACACAUUAAGGCAAUGGCUGUGUCCUUAGAAUUCCAGUUUAGCCUAGCUUUGUGGGUCACCUGGGUUUGGUUGCAAAAAUGCUUGCAAGCAUCUCUAUAAUGACCAUCUUCUCCAAACUGGUACCCUCCAGAUAUAUGUUGACUAACUCCCAGAACUCCCUAUUCCAUGCUCUAUAGAAAUGUUGAAUGAGCUCUAGUAUCACCUCCAACCAACAUAGCCAACCAUAUUUUUGGUUGUAUAAUGGGACUUAAAUUUUAUUUAAGAUUUUCUGCAGAAAAGCUCAAGCUCUCAGAAAACUGAGAUAUUUGGCUUUAAUAGCCCUCCUCUCUCAAUUUACCUACUGAUCUUUAAAGGCCAUUCCACAUUUUCUCCUUGUCCCAUUGUCAGUAUGGGUAACUUAUCAGCUCUUGAGUGCAGAAACAUACAGGUAAUCCUCAAUUUAGGAUUGUUUGCUUCGUGACCAUUCGAAGUUACAGUGGCAUUGAAAAAAGUGACUCAUGACUAUUUUUCACACUUAUGACCAUUGCAGCAUCCCCAUGAUCACGUGAUUUAUAUUUGGAUGCUUGACAGCUGACUCACAUUUAUGAUGGUUGCAGUGUCCUGGGGUCAUUGAUCCCCUUUUGCAACCUUCUGACAAGCAAGGUCAAUGGACAAACCAGAUUCACUUAGCAACCAUGUUACUAAUUUAACAACUGCAAUGAUUCACUUAACAAAUGUGGCAAGAAAAGUUCUAAAAUGGGGCAAAAUUCACUUAACAAUUUUCUCACUUAGCAACAUAAAUUUUGGGCUCAGUUAUGGUCCUUAGUUGAGGACUACCUGUACUGUCUUCUUCUCACUCCCAGCUCAUUGCAAAUGCAUUCUGCUCCUGUAUUUUCCAGAUCUGAUAAUGGAAACAGCUGUUUUCCAACCUGGGCUAUCUUAAGUCCUUCCGCAUACCUUUUAUCAUGAGCUUUGUUCAAUUCUAGAAUAACAACAUAGUUCUGAUUAUCUCCAUAGUCUGGCCUGCUUCCUUCCUUCUUUUGGCUGGGCAAUCUGGCUAUAUUUUCUCUUCUAGGCAACAGUUUCUUUUUUGUUUUGUUUGGAAUAAUAUCUUAUAAUUGCUAUAACAAUGACCCAUUAAGUCCUAUCCUGAGCCCUGGAAGCUCGAGCUCCACUCAGUCCUUAGUUCUUCCUGUAAGCAUUGGUUCCAUUUCUGUUCAGGUUUAGCGAAGCCUCCUUCCCUUGUUUUCUCAUUGCCUUUAUUUUAUAUUUGUUAAUAUCUCUUAAGUUUUAACUUGGGAAUAUUUCUACUCUAUUUUUAUUAAGCUGACCUAUUAGUUCUUCCUUGUUACACAUUUUCCAUGGACCUACCAAAGUGAAAGAACAACCUGUUCCUACUACUUUAGUUAUCAUAGCAAUAGUACCAUGUUAUCAUAAGGGGGGAAAAAAGAAAAAAAGAGUUUGUUAUAGAGUCCAACAAAAUAUGUGGGAAAGAAGUGUAAAGAAGUGUUUGUGAAGAUCUGGAAAAGCAAAAGAAGGGCAUGGAGCUUGCAAGGAGGAAAUAAAUCCCUAAAAAGAAAACAACAGACUUUGGUAGCUUCUUCAUACAGGACCAAACAAGAUAGGAUUGACUUCCCUGCAGAGAGGGAAUGGGAAAGAAGCAGGGGAAUGACCAGUCAGGUCUUGUGGUGGCUUUAGACCAGAUUGGGCACCAGCCCAACCCCACUGCCAACUCAUUGCAAUCUGCACAGGAAUUUCUGAAGUUGGCUUAAGAAACAGAUGGAUGCAGUAUGGGAGACCUCCAGCAGCUUAGGAUGUAGUGCAGUAUGGCAGGAAGAAUCAAAAAGACCAUUGAUCAUUUGGUUUGAUAGACUUCAGGUUCUGAAUAGGCUGUUAAACUGAAACACCCUCCCCUCCCGCAUUCUGUAAAUUUUCCUGCUUUCAUCUGCACCACUCCCACACCAAGAAAGAUCAUGGCAAUACAACAAGUCUGAGCUGGUUUGGUGGAAGCUGCAUCACUUGAAAAUGACAACUUAGGCAUUUGGAUGUCCAGUACCACACCCCUUGCUUUCAUUCAUAUUCUAAAUGUCACUUACUUCCUAGACCAAAGAAGGCAGCAGAAGUCAAAUUCUGCUCUGCCCUGGGUUUGCCACCUAGAUAUUGAAAUCUCGCAUCAGAGGAAAAAAAUCCAAACCAGAAUGAAGACUGCUCCCUGCCCAGCAGCUGCAUGACUCAGCUCUUCUGUCCUUCCCAAGUUGGUUGAACCAGUUGGGUUGCUCUUUAUAGACUUCUUCAUUAGUAGGAAUGGCGAGAAGGGAGGAGCCAUGCAGAUCUUCAUUCAUGGGGAUCUUAUAGAAAAGCUUUUGAAUUUUGGCUGGGCUCAGUUGAGUUUCUGCUCCUCUGUAUCGCAGCUUUAGCAUGCUGCCUUUUUAUAGAUUUAUUUGUACCACAGUAGCUUUUUAAAAAAAUAAGUUUUGUAUGAAUCAGAAUGAAGGAAUCUCAUGGGUGUCUUACAAUAGGCUUUGAUAUUCAAAUUCAAAAUUGGGUUUGGCAGGGAUAGUGUGGAUGGGGAUUUAUCUGUUUAUUAAACUGAUAAAACAGCCGUUAUCAAUCCCAAAGAUUUUCAUUAAUAAGGAUAAACAUUACAAUCAUGUAAAAUUCUAUGCUACAUUGAAUUCUGAUUUUUAGAGGAUUAGAUCCAGGUAAUCCUUGACUUACAACCAUAUUGGACUAGAAUUGUUGUUGUUAAGCAAGGUGAUUGUUAAAUGACUCAUGGCCAAUUUUGAUGAUGUGACCAUAAGGAUGCUAUGACAAUUAUAGGCAACUUUUUCAGUGCCAUUGUAACUUUGAACAGUCAUUAAAUGAAUGGCUAUAAGUUGAGGAGUAAAUGUACUUGCAAAAACUGUGAUAAACCCAUAAAAAGUUAGACUACCACCUGAUGAUCUGGGAUUUUUUUUUUACAUGAAAGAAGAAAAAUAUAUUAAAAUAUUCUUUGAGUAUAGCUCAAAUACUGGUGACUUCGUGGAUAGGGACAUGUAGUUUUCUCAACUACAUGACAUGAUUUGUUUCUCAACAUGUUGUUUUUUUGAUUGGACUAAAUCCACCAAUUAUCUGGUGGUCUUUCUUCCAAAUACAAAGGCAGCCCAUUCCUGUUUUAGUCAGGAAUAAAUUAAUCUUUAUUUAUACCAGAAAUACAAUAUGUCAAAUAUCGUCUAUUAGAUACAAAUAGAAUAGAAUAAAAAGAACAGAGCAGAAUACUUAUUCUAUAUAUAGAAUUUAUAUAGAAUAAAAUGUUUUAUAUAGGAAAUAGAAUAGAUCGUUUGAGAAUAGAAGGGGAACUCAUCAAAUUUGCAGAAUACCAACCUGGUAAGAAUAACUAACACCUCAGAAGAUAGGUUCAAGAUCCAGAUGGAUCUCAACAGACUUGAACCUGGGUGCUAUCUAAUAAAAUGUAAUUGAGUAUAGAGAAAAAUAAGGUUUUACAAUUAGGCAAGAAAAAUCAAGUGUGCAGGUACAAAUUAGAUGAAACUUAAUAGCAGUAACUGAGAGAUAUUUAUUGGAGUCCUAGUAGACAGUCACUUAAAUAUGUGCCAGCAGUGUGCAGCAGUUGCCAAAAAAGCCAAUGCAAUCCUAGGCUACAUUAACAGAGGGAUAGACUCAAGAUCACAUGAAAUGUUACUACCACUUUAUAAUGGCUUGGUAAGACCACGGUUGCCACAAUAUAAAAAAGAUGUUGAGACUGGAAAGAUACAGAGAAAAGCAACAAAGAUGAUUAAGGGCUGGAGGCUAAAACAUGAAGGAAUUGAAGGAAUUGGGUAAGUGUCUAAUGAAAAGAAAGGCUGGGUUGACAUGAUAGCAGUGUUUCCAUAUCUGAGGGGCUGCCACAAAGAAGAGAGGGUCAAUGUAGCACCAGAGCACCAGAAGCAAAAUAAGAAGUAAUGGAUGGAAAGUAAUCAAGGAGAGGACCAACCUAGAACUAAGAAGAAAUUUCCUCUGUCUCUCUGUGUGUGUGUGUGUGUGUGAUUAUGAAUCUCCAUAAAGUUCAACAUAAUAUAAAAAUAAUGUUAUAAAUAGUACAAAUAAUAUUUCCAGGAUCAAUACUUUCUUCAGUCAUAAUUGGGAUGAGUAAAACAAAUUGAGGCUCAGAAUAAACCAAUCUGUCCGACCAGGGCAAAAAUCCAGGAAUAAGUCUUCCAAAUAAAUAUUUAAGAAAUAUGAAAUCUAAUUUCAGAAGACACAAGAGCAAGGAGUUGCCAAUUUAUAUACUCUUCAUCUGAGCUUAAAUUAAAUUUAAAGGUGAAAGGCUGUGGUAAGAUUUAUUGAAGUGAUGGCACAUUGAAAAAGGUGAAAAUGAGACAGUUGAACUUUAAAGGGUCUUCAUUACCUUUCAGAAUGCAAUUUUCCCAAGAUCUGAAAUUUAGAGUUCAGUUCUGAAAUUCUUCUAAAAGUAUGUGAAAUCCUGAAGAUAUUUUGAAGUCCCAUCUAAUUGUGGGGUUUUUUUUGCUAAGAACUAUUUUGGGUAUUGAUGAGACAGCAUAAAUGGGAUACCAUUGGGAGUAGAAAACUCUGAAAGGAACUGAAUUCACCAGAGGCAGAUUUAGUUCAUAGCUGAGUAAAGUAUUUGAAAUUGGCACAUCCUAUUAUUCUUUUUCCCAUGCAACAAAACUGUUAUUUGGUUUAGAUAUUAUAAUCCUUUUAUCUUAUGCUUUGUCAACAAAAUUUGUAUGGAAUAUAGUUCGUUAUAUGAUCUGUUCAACUCUGAGCAGAUGUCUUUGUUUUUAACUUUUACAGGCUUUAACACUUUGGGAUCAACAUUCUAAAAAGUCAAUUAAAACUAUAUAUCAUAAUUGAGAAAUUAAAGUAAGUCUACCCCUUUGCAUAUCCACACUGCUUCCAAAUACAAUGAUGCAUUUUCUUUAUCUCACUGAUGAUGUUCACAUUAAACUUCCCAGGUAACUUCAAGAUGAAAGAGUGGAAAUGCCUCAUCUUCCAUCCAAUUACUUCCUCAGAGAUUCUGGUUUAAGUAGCCCACAUCAUUUUUGAUCGAUUAGAUCUUACUCUAUAACUCUUUUCCUUUUUAUUGUUUCCCUUUCUUUUAGCAUUCCCUGUGUGACACCCACAAUUUCCUGGUACCUCAUAAACUAGCCUUUUGGUACUAAGACACACCCUGCUCAGCUGGCAGUGAGGUUCUCUUGUGCUCCUCCUCAAAAUAGUUGCUGUCAACUCUACCUUUAAGCAUUUUAAUGGCAAUGAAAAUUUGAGCUGACUUGGCAUCAUCUUUGCUUAAUCACUACUCAUUUAUAUGUCAGUUCAUACUCCUAUUUUUGUGUGAGAGAGAUUGUGGAGAAGCUGUGAGAAUAAUGGAAGGAAUGUUAGACAUAAACAACCAAGAGACAGAAUAAGAGCCUAUUGGUAGUUUAACUGUUAAAUAGCAACUGAGUCCAGGUGGUAAAUCUCAGAAGAAAUAUUCCAAAAUGUUUCAAAAUUUUUGCAUCAAAUGAAUUUGCUAAUAAACAAGACUAGAAAAUUCCUCCUCCACUUUUUAAUAUUCUGUAUUUAUCCUAAGAUUAAUAUUAAAGACAUCUUACUGAAGUUUGUAUAAUUCUUACCUCCUUCAUCUUGUACAAAUCUGUUUUAUCUUUCUUUUUUGUUUUAAUAUAAUUUAGGUUUGAUUGUUAUGACACUUCUACAUUCUUAAUUCAAUCAAACAGUCAAAAUAAAUACUGCAGAAUAUUAGAACAAAUACAAA
Ahaetulla prasina is the source of this 15232-nucleotide messenger RNA. It is a transcript of the gene LIN7B, whose product is annotated as lin-7 homolog B, crumbs cell polarity complex component. Gene Ontology annotation, biological process: neurotransmitter secretion; protein localization to basolateral plasma membrane; maintenance of epithelial cell apical/basal polarity. The coding region runs from base 2245 to 2868 and encodes 207 amino acids. The transcript has 6 exons. Lineage: Eukaryota; Metazoa; Chordata; Lepidosauria; Squamata; Colubridae. The record is from RefSeq and is a predicted model, not a curated record. Gene Ontology annotation, cellular component: synapse; cell-cell junction; basolateral plasma membrane. Gene Ontology annotation, molecular function: L27 domain binding.